Molecule: messenger RNA, 1728 nt
Organism: Penicillium angulare
Lineage: Eukaryota; Fungi; Ascomycota; Eurotiomycetes; Eurotiales; Aspergillaceae
Product: D-arabinono-1,4-lactone oxidase
Exons: 1
Coding region: 1-1728 (575 amino acids)
Cellular component (GO): mitochondrion; membrane
Molecular function (GO): FAD binding; D-arabinono-1,4-lactone oxidase activity
Source: RefSeq, a predicted model, not a curated record
AUGGACCCAACCAUCCGGCGCGAGCUGUCGAAGCUCGACUCUGCGGUUCCGUUCCGCGCCUCGCCACACCAUCUACACCAUACUUGGGCGAAAACCUUUUUCUCAAGACCAGAGCUCUAUCUACGACCGCAGACGAUACCGGAGAUUCAACAGAUUGUUACACUUGCAAGGAGGUGUAGACGACGCCUCGUUACUGUGGGAAGCGGCCAUUCUCCCUCCGAUUUAACAUGUACCUCGGCUUGGCUUGUGAAUCUGGACGACUUCAAUCGCGUUUUGAGUCUGGAUACGGAGACGAGAACUGUGACUGUUGAGGCGGGGAUAAGGCUGAGCGAGUUGGGGGAUCGAUUGGAGGAGAAUGGAUUGAUGUUGGAGAAUUUGGGGAGCAUUGACAGUCAGUCGAUUGCGGGUGUUAUUGCGACGGGGACACAUGGGAGUUCGUUGCGACAUGGACUUCUUUCGGAAUGCAUCGAGGGGUUGAGCUUGGUUUUGCCCAAUGGUCAACUUGUCAGAUGUAGCGCUGAUAACAAUCCUGAGCUGUUUCGUGCGGCGCUGGUCUCGCUCGGAGCUCUCGGGAUCAUCGUUGAAGUGACGUUUAAGGCGCGGAAGGCGUUCAAUAUUGCCUGGCGACAGGAGAGAUACUCGCUUGCGAAGGUGUUUCAGGAAUGGUCUGGUGAUUUGUGGACAUCUCAUGAAUUUGUUCGUGUCUGGUGGCUUCCCUAUGAACAGGGUGCGAUUGUUUGGCGAGCCGAGCCGACCGAUCGUGUGUUGCAGCCGCCUCCGAAGAAUUUCUACGGCGAGUGGUUCGGAUACCACGUUUACCAUAACCUGCUUGCUUUAUCGUCGUAUCUUCCUCGCAUUUUGCCAUGGGUGGAAUGGUUUGUUUUCGGUCUGCAGUAUGGCUUCCGACCGGGCAGUACUGUUACUGAGGCUGUUGAGCCCGCGCGUGCCGGUCUCCUGAUGAACUGUCUAUACUCGCAAUUUGUGAAUGAGUGGGCCCUCCCAUUAGAACGGGGUCCCGAGGCAAUCACCCGUCUCUCAGCUUGGUUGCACGGCGACACCAAGACUGCCGGUAUCCCCUUCUCCAGCAAAGGAUUAUACGUCCAUUGCCCCGUUGAGGUCCGCGUUUCCGACUCCUCCCUUACCUCUACCCCACGCCCAUACCUCGAUCCAACCUGCCGUGAUGGCCCGACGCUAUACUUGAAUGCGACGCUCUACCGGCCGUAUCUCCGGGAUCCUCCUUGCCGAAAGCGAUACUACGAGGCCUUCGAAUGGCUCAUGCGGGACAUGGACGCCAAACCACACUGGGCUAAGAAUUUCACGGCCCUCGGUCCAACAGAGCUGCAUGGUCUCUACGGGAAAGAUAUGGAUGAGUGGAUGAAGGUUCGCCAUGAAGUUGACCCCGAGGGAAUGUUUUUGGGCGAAUGGCAUCGUCGUAACUUACCCCUCUCUACGUGGGGAAAGGGAGGAAACGGUGCCCGAAGUGAUGAUGGGCUCCUCUCUCUUCUAGAAGGGGAGAGUGAGCGUCGCCGGGCUGACACCUGUGGUGCGGGUGAUGGGAUUGAAUGGGUAGGAGAUUGCCGAUGGUUAGCUCCGCAAGGCGAGAAGAAUGCAUAUGAUGAAGAAUUGGAAUUGCCGCCUGACCAUCCGGCGUCUAGUCCGACCACCGCGACGAGCGAGGAGAGUUUUGAUUUGCUCGCCAGAGGGGAGGCUAGUAUUGUUCUGCUUUAA